Molecule: messenger RNA, 2514 nt
Organism: Anopheles funestus (African malaria mosquito)
Lineage: Eukaryota; Metazoa; Arthropoda; Insecta; Diptera; Culicidae
Exons: 6
Coding region: 262-2352 (696 amino acids)
Source: RefSeq, a predicted model, not a curated record
AUGUUUCUUUCAUAAAUAGGUAUAUAAUAUCCUGCUGGGUGUAGUCUGCACAUAUUUAUAAUAGUUCUGCGAAAUUUGUGAAAUUUAUUUCAAAAAUGUAUAUAAAAACAAAAUCGGUCACGGUAUUAGUUGCGAUAGACCACUGUGCAUUUUGGACAACAAUAGCAGUGCUGCCAGUUUCGAACGUCAAGAAAAACGGAGUAUGUUCGAAAACAUUUGCACAUCAUUUCGCCCGUGGCCAUUUUGGAAAACAUAGUGACGAUGAACAGUAACAACAUGGAAAAGCUUUCAAAAAUAAUAGUAAAACGAUAUUUUCCAACUGCUGAAAAAAUAAAGACACCAGAUCUUCUAACGGAUGAAGAGUAUCAAAUCGUGAAGAAUUGCGGACUGAACGAUUUACUCAAAACCGAAGCUAACCCGGCUGCGCUGGAUAGGAUUUGCGAAGGAGAAAAGCAACAGACGAAAGAAUUUUAUGAACAAAAAGAAAAAAGUUACAAGCGGGGUAUUUCCAAACUGUACCGAAAAACUGGAAAUGAUCCCGCACAACCACGUACUGUUCCGGGAUCUUCUGUCGUCGAUAGUCAUCGACCCAUUACGGAUGAUAAUCAAACAUCUGCUCAUGGUAAUCAACCUCCCAGUGGAGAUGCUCAACCUUCGGUGCAACUUAUUGCGACUGAAGGUUUGAUGCAACCGACCAGGUCAAACGAAGCAAAUGAACCACAGAAUGAUCCGUAUCUGUUGCGCGAAGAAAUUACACCCAUACCGAUCGUAAUGCCAUUAGCAGUUCUGCCGGAAGAUGAGAACUUUGGCAGCAACGAUGUGGAUGGAGCACGGGACUUUUUGCAACUGUGCACCGGCGAAGAGUUGCCACCGAUGUCAAUGAGACAAACAAUGACGCGCGAUAUGUUACUUUCGCAACUGCGCAGCAUUCCUGCGGCUCCACCGCUUGUGGAUAACUUUCAGGAGCUGGAUUUCAAAGGCAUUAAUAUGCCCAUGUUUGCUCCCACGUUGGGGUCCAGUACACCGCUGGAAACGGGUACUGUUCCAGAGGCACAAAAUCCACUACCAGCUCUAGAGGAAUUUGUUCCACUUCCAGUACAGGAAAUAGUAAUCGGACAAUCCGACGAUGUAGCCGUUGGCACUGCUCCGGUUGAAACUGUUGGAACGUUAGGUCAAAUAGUUCCAACGACAGCCGAAACGGUUCCAAUAACACCACAGACGGUUCCAAUGACAGCUCAAAUGGAUCCAUCGGCAGAAUGCUCUAGACCGGCUAAUUCAGGGAUGGCAACCAGGCCACUAGCAGUAGAAAGUAGCUCAUCUUCAGAGCUGUCAGAAAUGCCUGCACCGCGAUCAAGACCUGUAAGGCGAGAGGCCACGUUUACGGAGCGUCUAGAACCGUUCGGAGUAAUCGUAUCAACCCCAAGGCAAAGACGAAAUUUCGAUAUCUUUAGCUUUCCUUGUUAUGCGAUCUGGAACAAAAUGAUACAGGACGUCCAGAACCAAUUGUCCGAAAGGUGCAAACAGUUACAGUCGCUCGAUGUAUCUGUAAUGCGGGAUGCAGCGCAGGAAAAAAAAGUUGAUUCAGGCUUCCAACAGACACCGAACGAAUUUUCGCACCGGCCUACUACAAUGAGUGUAACCGAAACAUCAAAUUUGGUAACGAUCAGUCAAAAGGUCGAUAAAGAGCCAAAUGUCCCUUCAAUUCAGCGCAAUACGCUAAUGGCAACAGAUAUGGUUACAAGCAUGGAACCAUACGAACUAGAAGCAUUGGGCUCCCUUGAUGGAAAGUUAUCGGAAGUAUCGGAACGUUUCAAUUUGAAACCAUUGGCGGAACCAACGUCUACCAGCGAUCCAAAAACAGCGGCAGAAAGGGUUUUGCCGUUAGAACCUGUUACGGUAUUACAGCAAUCGUCGAAAGUUAAUGUUGUCCAUCCGGUAGACGAAGCGGACUCACGAUUACCCAAAAAACGUAAGCCUGGCAAACGUAACAAGAAAAUGAUCGACCAAGAUGAACAUGGUCCCGUUACAGACAUUAGCUCAGUGCUGUACAACCAGGCAAAGGAGCUCGAAACGAUUUCGGAACAAGGCGAACCAGUAGAGGAGAUGUUACCAUUAGAUGCAAUGCUCGUCGAUAUAUUGCUCACAGUGCAGGGAGCACUCGGUAAACCGAUGGCAAUGCAACGCUUAAGGCAGUUAUUGGGGAUAAACUCGCGAUUAGGCGUUUCCAAGCUAUUCAAAAAUAUCAUACUUUUACAGCAAGCAGAUCUGUUGGCAGUCGAGUGUAACUCUGAACAUCGCAUUACUUAUGUUAGUUUUAACUUGCCACAGGUAAAUGAACCUGAAGUUGUGUAGUUUACCUAGUAUGACAUCAUACAUGCUAGGCGGCAAAUAAUAUCUAAAAACAAUUUAGAAAUAGCAAUAAUCGGUUGCUAUAUAGUUCAGAAUAGAAUCAAUGAACUGUUUUGGUUAAACACAUUUAACUUUUUGCUGCGAUUCCAUUAAUUUAUCCAUUUU